CAUCCCAGGAGGGGCCCGCCUUGAUUGUUGUUGCCGUGAUACGACAGUCAUUUGUUUUGGAAGGAAGAACGAGACAAGACACGAACGAGACGGACGAAACGUUCGAAACGUGGCGUUCCCCGACUCGCGCGCGGCCGUUUCCACGUUCGAUCAGCCCGUACCGUAAGUCUACCGGCGACCCGGUCGCGAGCGAUGUACGAGGACUGCGUGCUGCAGUCGAUGCGGUUCCCGCAGAAGCUCUGGCGGAUAGUGAACGAGUGCAAGACCGGGGCGAUCCGCUGGAGCGCCAAGGGCGACAGCAUACUGCUCAACUACAAGAGGUUCCAGGCGGAGUAUCUGGACGCGCGCCGGCCCAUCUUCAAGACGAGCAACAUCACGAGCUUCAUCAGGCAGCUGAAUCUCUACGGUUUUCGCAAGAUCAUGUGCCACGGCCGCGACCUGGCCUGCAACUCCUGCAACCCGCACUUGCACGAGUUCCAGCAUGAGAAUUUCCGCGCCGAUCGGGCGGAUCUGCUGUCCAAGGUGUGCCGGAAGGCCGGCGGGAAGGUCCGCGGGUGCUUGCAGCACGAGGCCGCGAGAGAUGCGGAGGAGAGCCCGCGAUCGGAGGCGAAUCGCGUAUCUCGCUUAAAACUAUGCCAGCUGGCUCUAACUAAAACUUUGGAGCAAAUUAUUCAAGAAUAUCGGCGGGAACACGAUCAGGAAAAAAAAUCGAUUGUAAUAAAGGAUAAUACUCCAAAACGGAUAGGGAACACUCAAGACGACACAGUUCCUGUUUUGUAUGAGAUUGAAUUCAACAAUGUUCCAAAUCGGAAACCUACUAUAGAACGGAGUAUGAAAUAUUCGACGUUUCUUUCUACAAAGACCGAUGCAUCGUCCGAACGCAAAACAAUCUCAUCACCUUGGCGCAUUACUACGCUAGAUAAACGCGGUCUGCACUUUAAUAUUCAAAACAGUCAUUGAAAUCAGUGUAGAACUACUGAUUUCAAUCUUCUUUUAAGCAGUAUUUAUAUUACUUACAAUGUAAGGUAUUAUGAUAUUAUAUCUGUUGAAUUAUUUAAUAUAAAUAAUUAGUAAUUCGAGAUUAUUAAUCCGAGAUAAAGUUGUAUCCCGUAAAUACAUUGAAAAUACAUUGGUCCAAUAUUGCGUCAAUAAAUUUACCAAUAUUGUGCUAUGUAUUAGGAAUGUUAUUUAAUUAAGCAGCCAUUUGCAUGCUAUUUAAGUUUUGUGUGUAUGUG
Molecule: messenger RNA, 1235 nt
Organism: Wasmannia auropunctata (little fire ant)
Lineage: Eukaryota; Metazoa; Arthropoda; Insecta; Hymenoptera; Formicidae
Product: heat shock factor protein-like
Exons: 3
Coding region: 193-960 (255 amino acids)
Biological process (GO): regulation of DNA-templated transcription
Molecular function (GO): DNA-binding transcription factor activity; sequence-specific DNA binding
Source: RefSeq, a predicted model, not a curated record